GUGUGUGUGUGUGUGUGUGUGUGUGUGUGUGUGUGUGUGUGUGUGGUCCCAGCUCAGGCCUCCCACGGUGAUCGGACAGUUCCACACCUUGUUCUUCGGCUCGGUGCGGAUGUUCUUCUUGGGCGUUCUCGGCUUUGCCAUCUACGGGAACGAGGCGCUGCACUUCAGCUGUCACCCCGACCGCCGAGAACUCAACCUGUUCUGCUACAACCAGUUCAGACCCAUCACACCUCAGGUUUUCUGGGCGCUGCAGCUGGUGACAGUCUUGGUUCCUGGGGCGGUGUUCCACCUCUACGCGACAUGUAAGAACAUCGGCCAGGAGGAGAUCCUUGAAGGACCCACCUACACGGUCUUCUACAUCAUCUCUGUUCUCCUGCGGAUGAUCCUGGAGGUCAUUGCCUUCUGGCUACAAAGCCACCUGUUCGGUUUCCAGGUCCAGUUGCUGUACAUGUGUGAUGCCACUGCUUUGGAAAAGACCUUUAAUGUGACUAAGUGCAUGGUUCCUGAACAUUUUGAGAAAACCAUCUUCCUGAGUGCCAUGUACACCUUCACUGUGAUCACCAUCCUUCUCUGUAUCGCUGAGAUAUUCGAGAUACUCUGCCGACGACUCGGUUAUCUCAACAACCAAUGAUACGUUCAUUAACGCAGUCAGCAGAACCCAGCCCGAGGUCCACCAAGACUAC
This is a messenger RNA of Thalassophryne amazonica, 683 nucleotides long. It is a transcript of the gene gje1a, whose product is annotated as connexin 23. NCBI's taxonomy places the organism in Eukaryota, Metazoa, Chordata, Actinopteri, Batrachoidiformes, Batrachoididae. The transcript is spliced from 3 exons. The coding region runs from base 110 to 631 and encodes 173 amino acids. Gene Ontology annotation, biological process: cell communication. Gene Ontology annotation, cellular component: connexin complex. The record is from RefSeq and is a predicted model, not a curated record.